UGACUGCCACGGGACCUCAGCUGCAGACAGCGCCACGUGUGUGGACCUGCAGCUCACGACCUGCAGCGACGCCGCCUACAACCAGACUGCCUUCCCCACCCUGCUGGACCUCCGGUCCCGGGAGGCGGUGGAGUCCAGCUCCGAGUACAUCCUGCUCAGCGUCCUGCACCACCUCCUGGAAGGCCAGUGCAACCCCGACCUGCGGCUGCUGGGCUGCGCCGUGCUGGCCCCCCGGUGCGGGGGCGGCCGGGUGCACAGGCCCUGCCGGCACGUGUGCGAGGCGCUGCGGGAGGCCUGCCAGCCCGCCUUCGACGCCAUCGACAUGGCCUGGCCCUACUUCCUCGACUGUGGCCGCUACUUCGCGAGCGCGGAGGAGGGCUGCUUCGACCCCCUGGAGAAACUGCGCGGAGGCCUGGACGCGGAGGAGGCCCCGCCCUCGGGGCUGCCGCCCACCUCCGUCCGCUUCGCGCACCACUCCUACGCCCAGAUGGCGCGCGUGCUGCGGCGGACGGCCGCCCGCUGCGCCCACAUCGCCAAGACCUACAGCAUCGGGCGGAGCUUCGACGGCAAGGAGCUGCUGGUCAUCGAGUUCUCGGCCCGGCCCGGCCAGCACGAGCUGAUGGAGCCUGAGGUGAAGCUGAUUGGCAACAUCCAUGGCAACGAGGUGGCGGGGCGGGAGAUGCUCAUCUACCUGGCCCAGUACCUGUGCUCCGAGUACCUGGUGGGCAGUCCCCGCAUCCAGCGCCUGCUCAACACCACCCGCAUUCACCUGCUGCCCUCUAUGAACCCCGAUGGCUACGAGGUGGCGGCCGCCGAGGGUGCUGGCUACAACGGGUGGACCAGCGGGAGGCAGAACGCGCAGAACUUGGAUCUGAACCGCAACUUCCCUGACCUGACAUCCGAAUACUACCGCCUGGCAGCGUCCGGCAGCGGGCGCAGCAGUCACAUUCCCAUCCCACAGCACUACUGGUGGGGUAAGGUGGCCCCUGAGACCAGGGCGAUAAUGAAGUGGAUGCGGACCACCCCAUUCGUGCUCUCAGCCAGCCUCCAUGGGGGGGACCUGGUGGUGUCCUACCCCUUCGAUUUCUCCAAACACCCGCAGGAAGAGAAGAUGUUUUCUCCCACGCCCGAUGAGAAGGCUGUGUGUGUGAACGUGAACCCCCAGCCUGUCCUGGGCCUUCAGGGGGGCUCCCCGAGGUGGUGUCUGCCUCAGCAGAGCCUGGAGGAGGUGACUUCCCACAGAGCGGUGGGGCUGCGCCUGGCACCGCCGGCCGCGACCUCAGGCCCCCACGCUCUGCUGCCACCCCUCUACGCUGGCACGACACUUGUAUGUGACACGUGGCAGGUGAGGAGACCGGGCUCAGGCCAGAGAAGGGCCCAGGGCACCCAGGGCACGGGCAUCGGCUCUGGGACCACACGGCGGGCCCAGCUGCGGGCAGGCAGCACGGCCUCUUGGGCUCUGGCUCCAGAGCCCAUUCGCCCCCUGCUCAGCGAACUGUCCCCUCCUGCCCGUGACCCCCGGGGCACAGGCAGCUUCUCCACGUCCCAGAGCCCAGGGGCAUGUUUCCUUGACUCCCCCUCCAGUCUGGGGCACGACCCCAUUUCUGGGGUCCACAAAGGAGCCACAGGGCAGCGCUCAGGCCGCCCCUGCCCCGCAGGCAUGUCCGACUUCAACUACCUGCACAGCAACUGCUUCGAGAUCACGGUGGAGCUGGGCUGCGUGAAGUUCCCCCCCGAGGAGGCCCUCUACACCAUCUGGCAGCACAACAAGGAGCCCCUCCUGAACUUCGUGGAGAUGGUGCACCGCGGCAUCAAAGGUGUGGUGAUGGACAAGUUUGGCAAGCCGGUCAAAAAUGCCCGGAUUUUGGUCAAGGGCAUCCGCCAUGACAUCACCACAGCGCCGGACGGGGACUACUGGAGGCUGCUGCCCCCGGGCUCCCACAUCGUCAUAGCUCAAGCCCCCGGCUACUCCAAGGUCAUCAAGAAGGUCACCAUCCCCGCCCGGAUGAAGAGGGCCGGCCGCGUGGACUUCAUCCUCCAGCCCCUGGGGACCAGACCCAGGAAGUCCCUCCCUGGGCCGCGGAGAGGCGGGUCUGGAGUCCGAGACCCGCUGGGAGGCCCCGGCCAGUACGGGGAGCCCCAGGAGCCCCAGGAGCCCCUCGGGGCGCGGAGGCAGCCCUCUGCCGGCGGCAAGCCCUGGUGGUGGGCCUACUUCACGUCACUGAGCCACCACAGACCUCGCUGGCUGCUCAAGUACUAGGGGCCACCGCCCCCACCCUCCGGCCCGGGCUCCGCACUCUUCAUUCUGUCUUCUGAAGACACCCUGGAAAGCUCUUUCUGGUUUAUUAAAGUCAUUUUAUUCAC
Molecule: messenger RNA, 2364 nt
Organism: Suricata suricatta (meerkat)
Lineage: Eukaryota; Metazoa; Chordata; Mammalia; Carnivora; Herpestidae
Gene: CPZ
Product: carboxypeptidase Z
Exons: 11
Coding region: 323-2260 (645 amino acids)
Biological process (GO): proteolysis
Molecular function (GO): metallocarboxypeptidase activity; zinc ion binding
Source: RefSeq, a predicted model, not a curated record